UCAAUGAAAUGUUAAGUUAAUUAUGCCAAAAAUCAAGUUACCUUUGUAAAUUACGAAACACGCGUGUAUGUGUAUCCUUACGUGUACAUGUACGUGAAGAAAUGUGCGAAAUUGUUUCGUCUAGAGAUGUACACACACACGCACGCAGACACAUACACACACACACACACACCGAAGAAGUGCACACGUCAGUGCCACGAAAUCUGCCCAAAAUUUCAAACGCUAAAGCCCUCAACUAGACUUAUAUAUUUUGUAUAAUUCAUAGAACAUGUUCUUUUACCAUUUCAGUCAAUGUCGAUAGUUAGCAACACGAACAUCACGAAACACUCGAGACGACAUUGGAUAUAUCCACUCCGGAGAUAGCCAGUGCUUCCUCUUUUUUUUUUGUUUUCCCCUAUUUUUUUUGGUAAUUUUAUUGUAAACGUGUUUAGCUAGUUGAAUUUGUUUGUUAUGUCCGGGCCAAUGUCCGAGCACAUCCAACACAAUGAGCCCGAGGAUACGGAAGACACCAGCUCCACAGAUAUUUCACUGAUACAGCAUGUGUCAUCUGGUGGAGUCGGUGGCAAGGGACGGCUGGACACCCUUCGCGAGAAUCUGUUUAAGCAGCAAGAACGUCUCACAGCACUGCGUGAGCGUGCCUUGCGCAAAUCCGAGGAUGGCAAUGGGAGCAAGCCUAGCAAAAGCCAUUCGAUGGGAUCACUCCAAUCGCUGGGCCAGAGGCUGACCAUGUUGAAGGUGCGCAACUCCGAUUCGCCCCAAAUUCUGCACGAACUGCCAACACAAGACUCGUCCACACCGGUAGCCACGCCCACAAAAGAUGCUACGGGCAGCGAAAAGUUGCAAAUGCUGAAUCAGCGCACCGAACAAAAUCGUGCGCUACUCGAACAGCGCAAACGCGACAUGGCCAAAUCGCUGCAGUCUGUAAAAUCGGGGCUAAGGCAGAGCGUCGAGCUGGGCUCCUCCAUGAGCGAUCUGCGUGCGACAGCUGCAGCGGCGCCUGUAUCCAGACACUGGUCCGCAGCAGAUCUGCAACUCCAGCUGCAGCAGCAACAGACGCCGCAGCAGCCGAGCGAGGAGGGACGCCUGAAGCUGCUCAAGAAUAAGAUGAGGCUCAUCGAGAUGAAGCAGAGCCGCAAGGAGCAGGAGUUGCAGCAGGAGCUGCACGAUCUGCGCAACGAGUUGACGCGACGCGAAGAGCUGAUCCAACAGCUGGAGGCGACGCUGGCGCAGCAGAACGAACAGGCGGACAGCCAACGACCCCUGGUCGAGCAGGAGAAUGCACGAUUGCACGCGGAGAUUGAGCAGCUGCGCGAACGCAAUGCGGAGCUAGAGAAUAGCAGCGAAAUGCUGGAAACGUUACGACUGGAGCUCCACAGUGCAAGGGAGCAGCUGCUGGAGCAGCAAACAAGCCAAGCGGCAGCGGCGGUGGUCUCAACGGAUGCCCAGGUAAAUGUGGAGCUGGCCAAGCAGCUGCAGGAGCUAGAGAAGCAAUUGCAAGAGCUUCGCAACAGCAAGGAAGAAGAGACGCAGCAGCUGGAACCAAAUGCCAUCAGGGAAUCCGAGCUCGAAGCCACCAUUGCAAUGCAAAACGAACAGCUGGCGGAGAAGACCACCGAGCUGAAUGUACUCAAUGUAAAUUUGCGUGUGCUCGAGGAGAAGCUAGCGCAGAGCGUCAAGAGCAAACCCAUCUUCCUAGACGAGGAAGCCAGCGAUGCUAGCGAACAGCUGCAGACGCAGCUGCAACAGCUCAAGCAAAAGCUGGAUGAGUGCAACAAGAGCAACAUUAAGCUGAAGCUAAAGUGCAAGCAGGCGGAGAAGCAGCUGCAGAAACUGCAGAGCCAGGAUACGCAACAGGAGCUUGCCCGGAUUACCGCCGAGAAUGAGCAGCUGCAGCAGCGCAUCACAGUGCUGGAGGAUGAGAAGGGUCAAUGGCAGCUAGCUCACGUGGAAGAGGAUGUGGCCCAGGAGCAGCAGCAGCAGCUGAUUGCUAGCAAGCCAACUCCAUCUGCUGGCCAAACAGAAGCCAUACGGCUGCUGGAGGAGCAAAAGGAGGAGCUGCAGCAGGCAUUGGAAGCCUUGCAGCUGGGCAGCGAGACAGCUCGCGUCGAAUCAGAGCUAAGCGAGGUGCAAUUGGAGGAGCAGCUGUCACAACGUGUCCAACAGCUGGAAUCGGAGGCGAACGAACAGCAGCAGCAGCUGAAAACACUGCAGACUGAGAAGGAGGCGCUGGACAAGAAGCUGACUCACUAUAUCAACGAGAACAUGGAGCUGCUUGAUAAGCUGGAGAAGUUAAGCUCCUCCAGCUCGGCCGAAUCCAUAGAGAUCGUGGAGCGGCCCACUGAGCGCCGCUUUAGCCAGCGUCCAGGCAGCGAGGGCGAAGCGGAUGCAGAUGGAGAUCAGCCCAGCGGCAGCAGCAGUCAACAGCCCACAGAGCCUGCCGUACUGCCCAGCUUUGUGAGCGAACUAACCCAAACGGAUUUGGCAGCGCCCGAGCUGGAAGUGAACGAGAGUCUUGCCCAGUUGCGCAACGAAAGCGACGAGUUGCUGCAGAAGAUUGAGCUCUUCACCAAUGAGCGACGUGAGGUGCUGGCCAAGAUGGAGCAACUGCAGUCGGAGAAUGCAGCACUUCAAGCGCAGCUGAAGCUUGCCCAGGAGCAGCAGCAGGCGGAGAAGACAACACUCCAAGCCGAGCUGAAGCUCGCGCAGGAGCAGCUGCAGACCGAGAGUGCAGCGCUGCAGACCCAACUGGAGGAGCUGCAGCGGGAUAAGCAACAGUUGUCGCUGCAGCUCAGCGAAAAGUCGAACCUGUCGCAGGAACUAAGCUCCAUGCAGCGCUCCUCAGAGGUGGUGGCUGCCCUAGAUUGUGGUGAAGGUGGCGCCGCGCUCUUUGACAAGUGCGAACGUUCCCUCUCGAAGCUCAGCUCCGAACUGGAGGCCUAUCGCAAGGCAAACGAUCGUAAUGCCAAGCUAAAUGUGUCCAAGAAGCUGGCCAAGGAGGCGAAGAACGUGCACGUCCAGCUGACGGAGCUGCUGCACAAGGUGAAGGAAGCUAGCACCGCAGUGGAGACGGUCACCGUAGUGGAAACUGUCGUCGCUGUCACCGCGCCCAAUGGCAAAGCUUUGGCGGAAUACGAGCAGCUGACCGCACAGAAUGCCGAGCUCAAAGCAACGCUGGCUGCGCUUCAAGUGGAGCUUGAGGAGCUGCGCGAAAGCAACGAGCCACAGGAGACGGUCAAGCAGCUGGCCAUUGGCCAAGCAGAGGAGGAUGAGCAGGAGAGGGCAAGAGAACGUGAGAUGGAGAAGGAAAAAGGGCGAGAGCGAGACGACUUGAUAGCUGAACUGCGGGCUCGAGCCGAAGAAGAGCAGCAGCAGCUGACGCAGUUGGAGUCUGUGAUAGCGGAGCUGCGUGCUGGCGAAGCGGAGCAUCUGCAGCUGAUAGCCAGCCAAAGUGCGGAGCUGGUGCAGCUGCAGCUGCAAGCCGAGCGAUUCGAUCAGUCGCUGAACAACAGCGAAAUGGCGCACGAGAAGCACAUGGAGCAGCAGCAGCGUUUGCGACGCGAACUCCAAGCUCGCAUCGAGACGCUGGAGGGGGAGCAGAGCAUAUUGCAGGCGCUCGUCGCAGAGCAGAAGCAGCAGCUGAUCGAGAGCUACAGCGAGAGCGAGUACGAAACGAAUCUGAAAAUGUUGGAGCUGCAGCAGUGCCAACAGGAGCUGGAGGCCAGCGAGCAGCGCAACAAGGAGCUACGCGAGAAGCUCAAGAAGUACGCAUUGAAUCUGAAGAAGCGCACCGCGGAGCAAUCGGAGCUGGAGCAGCAGCUGCAUCGGGAGCGAGCCACAGUGGCUGAGCUGCAGGAGCAGCAGCAGCGUCUGCACGGCAUGGACCAGCUGACGCAGGAUAACGCACGGCUGCAUGAGCAGCUGGUGAAGCAACAGUCCAAGCUGGCGAGUCUGCCCAAGCUCAAGGAGGAGGUGGAACGUCUGCAGGUCGAGCUACAGAAUACGGUCCAUGCAAACACAGCGCUACGCCAAGAGAGCUACAAACUGGAACUGGCACUGGCGGAGCAAACCUCGAACGAGGAAUUGCGUCGACAGCUGGAGCAGAAGUCGCUGAAGUUUGACAAGUCCAAAGAGGUCAUUAAGCAUCGCAAUGCCACCAUACAGAGUCUGCAGCGUGAGCUGGCCGAACUGCGCGCUAAGCUGCAGGCACAGCCCGAGGAGGAAGAGGAGGAGAAGGCGAAGGAGAAGGAGAAGGCGCAAGCACAGCAGCUUGAUCAACUGCGGGCGCAAAAUGCUAAAAUGGCCGAGGAAAAGGUGAACUUCGAGCUGACUAUCGGGCGUCUGGAAACCAUCCAUGAGGGUAUUCAAGCCAAGCUUCAGCAGGAUCAAUCCUACAUUGAAUCGCUGGAAGCACAAAUAGUUGAGCUACAAUCGAAGUGUGCGGCACUCGAAGAUCAAGCCGCAGCGCUACGGGCACAUGAGCUGAGCGGUAAGGAACAGAUGCAGCUGCUGGAGCAGCAACUGCGCGAAGCGCUUGCCCAGCGAGCGGAGCAGGAGUCGCAACUAACCGAGCGUCUGCAGCAGCUGACGGAGCGGGAGCAGAGCCAAAGCCGGCAACUACAACUGCUGGGCAGCGAGGCGGAGGAGGCACGCGAUCAAAUGCUCGCGUUGCAGGCCACACACGAGGCGCUGCUGCAGCGUCACAAGCAACAGACCCAGCAGGCCCAGGCAGAGCGGGAGCAGCUGAACAGCAGCAGCGAACAGGAGCUGCAUGAGCUGCGGGAACUGCUGCAGACGCGCAACCAGGAGCUGCAGCGUCAACGCCAGGUCUACGACGCCAAGCUGGCAGCCAAGGCCACGGAGCUGGAUGAGCUGGAGUGUGAUCUAAGUGCGCAUAUGGAACGUGCCACCGUGGAAACGCGUGAUCUCACCCAACAGCUGGAAAGGUCACAGGAACAGCUACAGGCACGCACCGAGGAGCUAACGCGGCUUAACGAGGAGCUGGCCGAUGUGGAGCGUGAGCGUGCGGCACUCAGCCGGGAGGCGGUUAUGCUUCGCCUGCAACACGACAGUGCCGAGCAGGACGUGCUCGAGCUGCAAGAACUACGCAUGCAGGUCAUACAGGACAAAACGGAAAUGGACAAUCUUCGCUCGCAAAUCGAUUCGCUGUGUGCCAAUCACAAUCAGGAAUUACAAGCGCUGCAACAGCAAAUCGCCGAACUGGACACCCUGGGCCAGAACCAAACGGACGACCAGGUCUACAUUGAGACCGAGAACAAGCGUCUCGCCGAGCAGUUAGUAGAGCUGCAAGUUCGCCUCGACGAGCAGGCCGAACAGCUGGCACGCCAACAGGCAGCUCCAGGCCCAAUUCCAGCUCCAGUGAACUUCCAGCAGCAGCCGCAAGCAACAGCUACAGAUGAUUGGAUGGCUUGGUCUGGCAUGAUACAACCCACUCAACGACAAGAACAGAAUGUGCCAUUGCCUGCGCCCGCCAUGUUCUUUGGCAGCGAUGCGGCAGCUGCGCCAUCGCCUUUCGAUGAGAUUGUUGCUCAACCCCUGAGGAUGACCACACAGAAUCUAGGCAUGAGUAUGCCACAAGCCCAGCCAGUGGAGAACAUUGAGUCGAGUGGAGUGGAACCAACUAUUGAGGAUCUGCAGCGUAAUGUAUCUGAUCUGGAGAAGCAUGCCAAGGAGCUCGAGAUGAAAUUGCUGGCACGCAAUCAGGCGCUAGCCGAGCAUGAGGAACGACGUGCCCAACUUGAGCGUCUGCUUGUUGAACGGGAACAGGAGCUGGCGCAGCUUCAUGCUGCCGCUGAAGAGCGCGAGCGUGUUGCAGCCAUUGAAGCGCUAAUACAGCCAGCUGUGGCUCCGACGACGGCUGCUCCUACGCUAGAUAUGUUCUUUGGCAACGAAACGGUACCAGACGCAGCUGUGACCCACCUAGAUCUUGGUCUUCCGCAGACGAAGCCCGUAGUAGAGCAGGUCAUCAUACCAAAGAAGGCGUAUAUUUGCCAUCCAGAGCAGGAGCAACAGCAACAACAACAACAGCAGCAGCAGCAACAAACGCAGCUGACGAGCGACUGGGGUGUUGACGUGGACGAGGAUCCCUGGGCCAAUGCGGGAAAAGAGGAACAGCUGACUGAUGCGACGGCAGCGUUGCUAGUGCGAAUUCAGGAGCUGGAGAGCCAGAAAGCGAAACUGCAAACGAAAACAGCAAAGUUGAUGAAGUGCGUUAAGGAGUACCGCAGCAAGGAGCAGCAGGAGCAAGCGCGUAACGCCAACAACAAUGAUCUAGAUAGCGCCAUCAUGGACGAACUGAAGUAUCAGCUGCAGCUGCAGGAAGCGCGCCAAGCUAAGUCCGAGGAGCUGCUACAGCAACAGACGCAGGAAAAGGAAAAGCUGUUGAAGCGCAUCGACGUUUUGACUGCGGGCAAUGAACGCAUGGCCGAGUUGAAGGAGCGGCAGGAUAUGGAUGUCCAGAUGUAUCAGACACGCAUACGCGAGCUACAAGACAAACUGCAGCAGCUGGAAAGCUGGGGUGAGGUUGCCAGCGCCGCUGCCACGCCCACAGCGCAGCCAAGCGACGAAGCAGCACUGGCCCGCAUCGACAACCUGAUGGCAGAAAACCAAGAUCUAAAUAGCGAAUGCCAGGAGCUGAUGGCCCAACUGCGACAGGAGAAGCAGCAGGCCCAACAGGAACGGGAGCAGCUGCAAGCGGAGCUUGAUUCGCAUAACCGAGAGGCAGAGCAACUUAAACAGCAGAUGGAGCAGAAUAAACAGAAGGCAGAGCAGUCUCAGCUGGAGUGCCAGCAGCUGCAGCAGCAAGUGGAGGAGCUAAGGGCCAAGCAGCUGGAGUGCCAGCAGCUGCAGCAGCAACUGGACGAGCUAAAGGCCAAGCAGCUGGAGUGCCAGCAGCUGCAGUUACAAUUGGAUGAGCUAAGGACCAAGCAGCUGGAGCUGCCGGUAGCAGUAAGUCCGCCCAGUGAUGAGAGCAUGGCGCUGCUUCAAGAAAAGGAAUCCGAAAUCGUCCAUCUUAAGCAGCGCAUCGAAGAGCUGAUGCGGGAAGAUCAAACCGAGAAACUGGUGCUAGAGAUAUUAACCAAGAAUCAGGAGCUGCAGAUGUUGCGCAUGCAGGUCAAACAGUUGCAGGAGGACAAGCUCGAGCAUCAGGAGAAACAGUCGGAGCAGGCGGAUAGUCCAGUUGAGCCGAACCUGCAGCCCCAGCUGGAGCAACUGCGUCUGCAGUGCGAACAUCUGCAGCAAGAGAAGAACGACAUGGAGGAGGAACUGCGCGUGCUAAACAAUCAUGUGCUCAACAGCCUGGAGCUGGAGGACAAGAUGAAGCAAACUGUAUUGGAGUUGGAUAUGAAGACCAUUGAGAUAACCGAGCUACGUAGAACGCUUGAGUUGCUGCAGCAGGCGCAGGCGCAGCCACAGCCACAACAACCGCAGCAGCAGCAGCCAGAUAUCGCUGCCUUGAAUAAGCAGUGGGAGGCGCUGGUGGAGCAAAAGUGCAGCGAAGUGGCCAGCAUAUGGCAGGAGCACCUAGCAAAGCGUGAGGCUGAAUACAAGGCGCAAAUCGAAGAACUUUCUGCAGCGGCUUCCGCAUCCCAGUCAGAAACUGUGGAACAGAAGGAGCAGCAGCAACAGCCUCCACUGCCAGCCACGGAUAACUUUAAUGAGAUGUUGACCAAGAUGCAGAGCGCGCUCGAGACUCAAGAAAUGGAAAUUGUGACGCUAAAGGAGCAGCUGGCAAUACGUUCCGCUGAAUAUGCGCGACUCGCCUCCCAAUACGAUCCCUUCCGGCUGCAGAAUACGUUAGGCAGCGGCGUCUCAGCUGGGGCAAGCGGCACAGCCGGUCAGGAUCCACAGUCGGAAUAUGUGCUGAAAUCGGAUCUGGAUUACGCACUAAUGAUGUUGCAUCAACGGGAUAUGCGGGUCGAAGAGAUGAUCGUUGAGCUGGUGCAGCUGCUCGAAGAGCGCGAUCAUCUCCAACUGAAGCUCUCUGAUACGCUGCGCCAGCUGGAAGCCGAGCGCACAGGUGGAGCAGCAUUUGCUUCAGGCAGCGCCAAUGCCACCGCCUCCUCAUCCGCUGCCUCAAGUAGCCCCAACAAGCUGAGCAGCAGCGGCGAACUUGCCACGACGACAUCUGCCAGCGGUAGCGAUCUGAAGCAGAAGUUGGCCGAGCUGCAAACGGUGAAGCAUUCCAAGGACAAGGCGAUUGUGGACGAACGCGAGCAACGUCUGCAGCAGAUGAUACAGCUACAACGAGACAUGGCGAAAGCAACGCCGACUGCCGCAUCAACUGCACCUUAUCUUCCUUCUCCGCCAUCUGCACACCAGCAGCAACCGUUACCACAGCAACAGCAGCAGCAACAGCAGCAGCAGCAGCUCGACGCGGAUCUAACUCAAUCCGCGCAACGUGGCCCUUAUGGACUUAUGGACUGGAUAUUAGGCAACAGCAAGAGCGAGGAUGAGGCGCAGCAGACACCACAUAAUCUUCCCCAGUCUCCAAUUCAGCAACAAACGUCGCAUUCACCGCAUUCAUCCCCGAACAAUUAGCAGUGGGCGAAGCCUCGUUGCCAGCGUUGCGCCUAGUUGACUAUCUAGCACUUUGCUUACCAAUAAAUUUCGAUUUAGAUUAGCAUUAGAGUUCUAU
Molecule: messenger RNA, 8656 nt
Organism: Drosophila hydei
Lineage: Eukaryota; Metazoa; Arthropoda; Insecta; Diptera; Drosophilidae
Product: protein lava lamp-like
Exons: 7
Coding region: 451-8559 (2702 amino acids)
Source: RefSeq, a predicted model, not a curated record